This is a messenger RNA of Saprolegnia parasitica CBS 223.65, 369 nucleotides long. RefSeq lists its product as hypothetical. Bases 1 to 369 code for a protein of 122 amino acids. The record is from RefSeq and is a predicted model, not a curated record. The transcript has 2 exons. NCBI's taxonomy places the organism in Eukaryota, Oomycota, Saprolegniomycetes, Saprolegniales, Saprolegniaceae.
AUGACCUCCAUGCUGGACGUUUGCUCGUUUGCGGGCUGCAACCAGCCACCUCGGUUCGGCUCGACCAAGUGCGUCACGCAUCGCAACAAGCUUCAAUGCACGUUUGAGGGCUGCAAGAAUCAAGUCUACGCACGCUACCUCUGCAUUCGACAUGGCGCGGCUGCGAUGCGCCCGUGCACCGCGGGGCCUUUUGCGUCAGUCACGGCGGUGUCGUCGUCAAGCGCUACUGCACCGAACCGGGCUGCAGUCGUCAAGCGCACGCCCGGUACAAGUGUGUACGGCACGGUGGCGGGCGCACGUGCAGGAAAAUGGCUGCGACGUGCACGCACGUGCGAGUGGCUACUGCCGGCGCCACACAACCCGACCUAG